This is a messenger RNA of Scedosporium apiospermum, 1302 nucleotides long. RefSeq names its product Salicylate hydroxylase. The transcript has 3 exons. The record is from RefSeq and is a predicted model, not a curated record. Gene Ontology annotation, biological process: secondary metabolite biosynthetic process. Lineage: Eukaryota; Fungi; Ascomycota; Sordariomycetes; Microascales; Microascaceae. Gene Ontology annotation, molecular function: FAD binding. The coding region runs from base 1 to 1302 and encodes 433 amino acids.
AUGAUGGCUCGCCAACAGGACAACACACAGAAACGCUCGUCUAAAGAUUUCGAGAUCGCUAUCGUGGGUGGCGGAAUUGCCGGUUUAACUCUCGCAAUCGCUCUCUAUCAGCGGAACAUCCCGUUUAAAAUAUACGAGAGGGCACCACGGUUCCAGGAGAUCGGCGCCGGUGUGUCCUUCAGCCCAAAUGCGAUACAGGCGAUGAAAUGUUGCCACCAAGGUAUAUUCGAUGCCUUCGAGAGAGUCUGCACCCGCAACGGUUGGCCCUCGAAGCAAAAGGUCUGGUUUGACUACGUCGACGGUACCAACGAUGAAAACCAAGAGCCAGUCUUCUCCAUCUACACUGAUCUCGGCCAAAAUGGUGUUCAUCGGGCCCACUUCUUGGACGAGUUGGCCAAGCUCAUCCCCGAGAGUACUGCUGUUUUCGGGAAGGAACUCAAGGACAUCAGCGAGGGAGUCGACGGCAAGGUGGUUAUGACAUUCGCAGAUGGCAGCAGUGCGUCCGCUGAUGCUGUUAUUGGAUGUGAUGGGAUUAAAUCUCGGGUCCGAGAGAUUGUUGUUGGAGCCUCCCACCCGUCGGCACAUCCAUCUUACAGUUACAAAUACGCAUAUCGCGGCUUGCUGUCGAUGGAAAAGGCCAUUGAGGCCCUAGGCGAGGAGAGAGCGCGGAAUGCAUGCAUGCAUAUGGGCCCGGAUGGUCACGUACUUACCUUCCCUAUCGCCCAUGGUACGAAGUUGAACGUCGUGGCAUUCCGUACAACCUCCGAUAAUUGGGAUUACGACAGAAACACCAAGCCCUCCAGCCGGGAGGCUGCGCUUCGCGAUUUUGCGGGCUUUGGUAAAGCCGUCACCAGGAUCAUUGAGCUCACCGAAGAAGAGCCUACUGUGUGGGCAAUUUUUGAUCUGGGAGAUUACCCUGUCCCGACCUUUUAUAAAGGCCGCGUCUGCAUCUCAGGAGACGCCGCUCAUGCCACAUCGCCACAUCACGGUGCCGGAGCUGGAUUCUGCAUCGAGGAUACCGCUGUUCUGGCGGAACUACUCAAAGACGAACACGUCAGAAAUCCCACAGAUCUGGAGGCUGUGUUUGCAGCAUUCGAUGCGGCUCGAAGAGAGAGGUGUCAGUGGCUGGUCCAGAGCAGCAGACGGAUAGGGGAUUGUUACGAGUGGCGAGCCACGGGAGUUGGCAGAGAUUUCAAAAAGAUUGAGGAGGAAAUCAACGAAAGGAUGGGUAUCAUCUCUAGUUUGGAUAUUCAUGAGGCCUGCGAGCAAGCAAGGGAGUACCUCAAAAGGAACCUGGCUUAG